Messenger RNA from Coniophora puteana RWD-64-598 SS2, 3032 nucleotides. RefSeq lists its product as uncharacterized. The record is from RefSeq and is a predicted model, not a curated record. The transcript is spliced from 8 exons. The coding region runs from base 16 to 2817 and encodes 933 amino acids. NCBI's taxonomy places the organism in Eukaryota, Fungi, Basidiomycota, Agaricomycetes, Boletales, Coniophoraceae. Gene Ontology annotation, molecular function: protein binding.
GUGACGAAGAGCCUCAUGAGCUCGUACUAUCAUUCCUUCGAAAACAUGUCCCUCCUCGACUCCGCCUCCGAAGGCAGCAAGGCGGGACUACUCGAGGCCCUCCGCUCGGGCGCCGACGUCAACGUUGUGGACUCCUCGGGCCGGACAUCCCUCACAUGCGCCCUCACCGCCGACAGGUGGAAUGCCGUUGACGCGUCCGACGCGUCGUUCAUGUCCGAGGAACGCCUCGCCACCAUUCGGCACAUCGUAUCUCACCCCGACAUCACCCUCUAUUCGCUCAAUGCGCCGCAGGACUCGAUCGCAGGUGUUUCACCCCUCGGCAUGGCUGCCUGGCUGAAGCUCGCAGAAGCUGUCGCCGUGCUUCUCGAGUACAGUAAUGGCCUGGUCUCAGUGGAUGGCUCAGACGCUGACGGCGCCACUCCUCUCAUGUAUGCUGCCCGGGAUGGGACUGUGGAGGUGGUCCAGCUUCUGCUCGCACAUGGUGCAUGUCCAGACGCGCGGGACCUGUUCCACCGGUCACCGGUGCAGUUCGCCCUGUCUCAUCCUCACGUCCUGUCACAGCUUGAAGAAUCGCUCCGAUACCGUCGGUGGUCAGAAACCGAGUCAAAUAACCGCAGGCAACUAAUCCAGCCCGCCGGUGUACCUCAAGAUUACUUUUCGUAUCCUCCCUCGCUGGGCUCCUGGCAUCAAAACUCUUCUGUAUCAGACGCAAACUCACCUAUAACAGAUUCACUUGUACAAGCUGUGCUCGUCUCGGACCUCCCUACUCUCUAUUCACUGUUGUUUCCCUCAUACGCCUUGGAUGAUUUCAUGUCUUUGUCUCACUACCCUCUUGUAAACGAUCGCGACAUCGAAGGAUGGAGUCCUGUACACUAUUGCGCAUCCGUGCAUCAGCCCUCUGUGGAAGUUCUGGACGCUCUGUAUCGCGCUGGCGCGGACAUCAGUCUCUUCACAUUUAAAGAACAGUAUACACCCUUGCAUUGCCUCGCACGAUUCUCGCGAGUUGUAGAUCAUCCGGAAUCGGCCCCUUCCUUGUACGAAUUCGCUGUACACCUUAUUCGGGACCUGGAUGCACCCUUGUCGGCCCAGGAUUCGAACGAAGAAACUUGCAUCCACAUCGCCGCGGAGCACGGCGAAUGUGCAGAUGUCUUGAUUGCCUUUCUUGACUGCGACACUGGCGGACAUGUGCAAAGUGCUCGCAACUCGCGGGGACUCACCCCGUUCGAGGUUGCCAAGCCAUGCUUUCGCUCAUACUUUAAAACCGAAAGUGCCUUGGUCCGGCCCCAGUCCGCUCUCUCCGACCGCACCAUUCGUCCGUCACAGCCAGCCAUGCGCACUCGCACACUUUCGUCUUUAGCAAGCUGGGUUGGCCAAUCCGGUCGUCAAACGCCGCAGUCCAUUUACCGUCCUUACAAGGAGAUCGACGUCCUUGAAGCCUCCAAUCGCGUGUUGAAUGAUAUUGAUUACGUUACCGCCGAAAUUCCAUAUGCCCACGGAACCGGCCUCGACGUUCUUCAGCGCGCGCUUGAAGACGUCGGCAGAGUCGGCAAGGACCUCAUUGCUGCGUACCGCCGUCAAGGUGAUGAGGCGACCCAGAGCGUGCGCGAGCUGCGUCAGAACCUCAACGAGGUCGAUCAGCUCUGGGAGAAGACGUCGCACGACAUUGACCAGCUCGAGGACCUCAACCGCAGCGGCUUGGUCUCGCUCAUGGCACGCAAGCGCCUGCAUCGUGGCUCAGAAGACUCACAAAUCACGGCCGUAGGUAGCGAGGUCGACGUCAAGGACGGAUCGUUCGUGGACUACUUGGAGGAGCCGUCGUACCAAGAAGCCUCCGUCGCCACUGAGAUCUUCCGCCAAGCUGCCAUCGAGACCACCGACCAGCAUACAGGCGCCCGCGUUGUCCCAUGGCCAGAGUGGCUGGACUCCUUCAUUCUCAGCGCCGACUCUUCGACCUACCAGACCCACCUCGCCAACCUCAUCGAGAUCGAGAAGGAGCUGAUCGCCCGCGACGCCGCUCCGAACGUGGACAAGGCCCUCCCAAAAGAGCCCCGUCUAAAGGGCAUACUCUCAAAUCGUCGUUCGCGUUACGAGAAGGCGGAGAAGAGUGGCGUGUCCAAGCUCAAGACAUGGCUUAAAAAGAAGAUCGUCUCGAACAAGCCAUUCAGCCUUGAGAUCGUGUACGACCUCGACGACGACUGCGCCGUCGGUACCGAUGUCAAGCAGCCGGCAAUACCUAUUACUCUAGACAUCCGCGAGCCGCGGUCCCCAACUAUUGCAGAGAGCGGCGAGAACCCGGGACUGGGCCCCGUUCUGGCUGCCGUCGGGCGCGAUCUCAGCCGUAUCGACGACUGCCUGCGAAAGGUGGACAACCUUAUCCUUAUCGUUUCCAACUCUGCGUCCCGCGCCGAGCGAAUCAUAAACCGCACUCUCAAGGCGCAAGGAGCCGAGGUCGAACGUCGCCGGGCCGAAAACGUCCAGAACGGCGUGGUGCUCAACGACAUCUUCGCGUUCUCCACCGACAUGAUUGAUUCGCCGCAGUUCCCCGACUACACCGGCAGCAACAGCGGGAGCAGCAGCCCUGCAUCGUCGUCGCCCUCGAGCACGCUGUGCUCUCCGCUCGCGUCGGCGGCCUCGUCCGUCGUCUCGUUGCCAGCUUCCCAAAACGAGGCAGAGGACGUCCGCGCGCUCCGUCACCUGUUACGGCGCAAGCUCAACGCGGCCGCGGCCAACGCCGAGAGCGAGAUUUCGCGCGCCAAUGUCUGGCUGACCGUCCUGAAAGAGACCCUCCGCGAGGUGAAAAACCGGACCAUUGUUUGAUUGAUAAAAUUGUUGUGCCUGUUUUUGUUGUUGAACUUUUAGCUGUUGUUGUUGUUGUUGCUGCUGCUGUUCUGCUGUCUGUUGUGCUUGGGCUUUCGAUCGUUUGUUCGUAUAUUAUUGUAUAUCUAUGUACAUAAGUAGAGUGUAUCGUUUAGCCUAUCCCUUGUCGUAUUGCAUAGAACUGCAUUUUGCAUUACCACCCUCACGUGUACCCG